GACUUUGGAGGUAGAGCAGAAGAAACAUCUGAGUUUUCACAGAUCUGAUGAGCAGCUGCCACCAAUUGCAGCACUUUUUCUUCACCACCACCGCUCUCCACCUGGACCUUCAAUCGGUCUGAACUGCUCAGACUAUCUCUUACACACACACACACACACACCCACACACGCAGUCAUACACUCUUGUCUCCUGCUCCUGUUGCGCUUGUACUGCACUCCUGCCACAACAUGCAGCUCCUGGUGGUGUUAGCAGCUCUCAUGGGGGUUCUGUUCAGCGUAAGAGCAGCUGCCGUGCUUCCUCUGGAAGACAGGAGCCCCAUCCAUGCGAACAGGGAGCUGAGUAAAGAGCGUAAAGAGCUGAUCCUGAAGCUGGUGUCUGGCUUAUUAGAUGGAGCUCUGGACACCAACAUGCUGCCUGGCGAAGCAGCUCCUGUGGACCUUGAGGAGCCGCUGGAGUCCCGCCUGGAGGAGAGGGCCGUCUACAACAGGCUAUCUCUGCCUCAGCGUGACCGCAAAGCGCCCUGUAAAAACUUCUUCUGGAAAACGUUCACCUCGUGUUAACAGAGCCCAAAAACCGCCUGGCUCUGUACUUCCGUUUUUUUUUUUUUUCUCCCCCGCUCCUCAGCUCAACAUGAACUGCAGUAGAUCUCAGCUGUACAUAUCAUCUACACCUGUGCAGCAUCGAUGGACUUCACUGAGACAGUGUGUAUGUCUUAAUACUGACUAUUUAUGUACACAAUAUAUGUAUUUAUGUAUCGUACCGUACGGGUUUAUUUCAGGCUUAAUAAAAAGCAUGGAUUAUAAUGUUGGAAACAAAAGCGGCAGUUGAUUCUGCAAAAAAAAAAAAAAAAAAAAAUUAAACAGGAGGUCAUAUUUUUCACCUGCUUCUAGAGUCCAAAUACAAAGUCAGAUCAAAUGCAAAAACAA
This is a messenger RNA of Xiphophorus couchianus (Monterrey platyfish), 927 nucleotides long. It is a transcript of the gene sst6.1, whose product is annotated as somatostatin family member 6.1. Lineage: Eukaryota; Metazoa; Chordata; Actinopteri; Cyprinodontiformes; Poeciliidae. The transcript has 2 exons. Gene Ontology annotation, molecular function: G protein-coupled receptor binding; neuropeptide hormone activity. Gene Ontology annotation, biological process: regulation of cell migration; adenylate cyclase-inhibiting G protein-coupled receptor signaling pathway. The record is from RefSeq and is a predicted model, not a curated record. Bases 229 to 561 code for a protein of 110 amino acids. Gene Ontology annotation, cellular component: extracellular region.